Messenger RNA from Patella vulgata (common limpet), 5374 nucleotides. RefSeq names its product ORM1-like protein 2. The transcript is spliced from 4 exons. Gene Ontology annotation, biological process: negative regulation of ceramide biosynthetic process; ceramide metabolic process; intracellular sphingolipid homeostasis. The record is from RefSeq and is a predicted model, not a curated record. Bases 106 to 567 code for a protein of 153 amino acids. NCBI's taxonomy places the organism in Eukaryota, Metazoa, Mollusca, Gastropoda, Patellidae. Gene Ontology annotation, cellular component: endoplasmic reticulum membrane.
AGAUAACCGCGAUUACACGCACGCGCUUAGUCCUGUGUUUUGCUGGUGGUUUUAAUAAACAAAAUAACUUGAGGCUGCUGCAGGACACAAUAGUUAUUGUUGAAGAUGAAUGUUGGAGUAGCUCACAGUGAUACCAACCCAACUCAUUCCUAUUUAAAUAGUAAAGGAAUAUGGUUGACGUAUCUGUUGAUUAUUUUUAUUGGUCAUUUACUGGUACUGAGUAUACCAUAUUUCAGUGUUGCCCUUGCCUGGACAUUAACAAAUGUUUUACAUGACCUUGCAAUGUUUGUGAUGUUACAUGUAACUAAAGGAACCCCUUGGGUCACAUCUGACCAAGGCGACGCCAGAACACAGACGCAGUGGGAACAGAUUGAUUAUGGUCAACAAUUUACUGCUACUAAAAAAUUUCUAACUUGUGUACCUGUUGCAUUAUUUAUGUUGGCAAGUUUUUACACAAAGUAUGAUUCCUAUCAUUUUAUUAUCAAUAUUUCAUUUUUGUGUUUGAGUCUAAUUCCCAAAAUGCCUCAACUACAUGGGGUUAGACUUUUUGGAAUAAAUAAAUAUUGAGCGACAGAAGAAAGGACUUACUGAAUGGAUGAAUAAAAUGUAUUCAAAGAAUAGCAUCAGUGGAUUUGAUUUGAUUCUUUGGAGGAGAAAAAGAAAUUUAGUAAUUGUUGCUGUAAAUUGUGGAUGUAUUUAUUUAAGGAAAACUUGUAAAAUAAUUGGAUGAUAAAAUGUAAAUAAUGUACAUGUAUUUCCUCUGUAACCCAGGUAACCAUUUUGGUCUUGUCCUAAAACCACUAGGACAUUCCACUACCAUCUUAAUUGUCAAGGGUAGACAUGUCUGUUGUAUUACUAAAUGAUCAAGACUACAUUAUUCUGUGAGUUUUAAAGAUACAGCUAUGUUUUGUAUCGUAUACUUUCACUGUGCCAGAUCAAACUUGUUGAGUGAUCUAUAAUAUUGAAUUAUUUUUUUUUUGCUGGGAAUCGGUUAAAUAGAUUAUGAUAUAUACGAUGAAUGAUAUGUUAAUCCCAAAAUGACGGAACUAUUGUGUCUUCAACUCCAUUCUAUCCUUUAUUUAGUAAUACAACAAUUCUUGUACCAUCCCUACCAGGGAUAGACAACGUAAUAGUGGAUGCAGGUACAGGACAAGAUAAUAUCUAAAUCUGACACUUCACUACUCCUUUGUUUCUUAUUUCUUGAGGGAUGGGCAAUCAAAUUAAAACACAAAUCGUUUCUUUCUAUAGUUCAAAUUUCAUUUUAUUACUCUUCACAAUACCAAGAUCUGAAGAAUUUAUUAAUACCUGUGUUCUCUUUUGAUACCCUAUAUGACUCCUGAUACAAUGUCCACAAACUAUAUGUAGUUGACACAAUUUCUCUUACAGCUGUAUGUGGAGGUUGGGUGGACGAACACAUGCACUUUAGAUCAUACGGUCUGUAACUGAGGCAAGUUGUGUGGUUUCGAUUCACAGCUUGUAAGUAACAAGGAGUAGUCUCAUCUGUCCAACCUCAUGAAUUUUCUCUGGGUUCUCUGAUUUCCUCCCACUUGCCAAAGUAGUAGUGAAAUGUCAGGCAUAUUUUGAAAAAAUCAAUGAUUGUUGAAAUUAGGAUUACCUUGUUGUGUAUAUAAGAGAUGCUUACAUGAAUUUACUGCCAUUAAUAGUAUGUGUUUUUUUUAUGAUAUAUAUAACCAUCAAAAAUUAAAUUUCCUUAUAUUGGUGAGAAAUUUAUGUCAAUUCUAGUAAUAAAGAUUUGUGCUUGUUUCUACCUAUCCUGAAAUAUUUUUUACAUGUUUCUCUAGUGUUUAUUACAGUCCAAUUACAGUGCUAUAAGUAAUGGGAUAGGCUGGUAUUUUGCCUGUUUUCCAAACCUUUUAAUCAAACAAUGUAUAUUGUAGCGUGUGUAACACAUGACAAAAUUAUAUGAAAUACAAAUUACUUGGAAGUUUAUUUCUGGCGACGUUUCAACGAUGGUUCUCUCGUCUUUAUCUUUGCUUGAUAAAUAACAAGAGAUCCCUCAUCGAACCAUCGCCAUAAAUAAACUUUUAAGUAACUUGUAUUCCAUAUAAUUAUGUAAUAUGUUAUUCUAAUUCAGUUACUAAAUGCUGCUUGCACCUGUGGUAUUUGCAGAAUUUCUGUUACAUUAGAUAAUGAAAUUGCCUUGAAUAUAAAUUUACCAUUCACUAAAAGACAGAUGAUUAUUUUCCAACAGGACAUUAUGUAUUUUAGCAAGUGAAUUAUUGUUUAUAAUGGCAGAGGUCAACAAUUCAACGGGAUUUGGUUGUGUGACUUGGGAAAUUGUAGAUACAUGUAUAUUUAAAUAUAUUGUUAUCUAGUUUCACCCUUUAAAAAACAACAAGCACUUAUAAUUUUAUGUCAUAUAUUAUUUGUUAAAUGCAGGAAUAUCCCAUUUGUGACAUUCACUCUACAAUCUGGUAUUGAUUAAUAAAAUUUGUUGUGGUUUUGCUGUCAUGGGUGACAUGUACUGGUAUUUUAUGAUUAUUAUCAGCACUGGAGAUGGGUCAUUAACUUUGAAUAAAACAUCAUUAUUUAUGUGGGUAUUUUGAUGUUGAAACUGUGAAUGUUUUAUUGGUCCUCUUUCUGUUGUUAUAUCUUAACAUAUUCCAAAACCUUAAAACUUUUAUUGAUAAGGAGAGCUACAAGAUUGUUUGUUUUAUAUUAGUUAAAUCGUGAAUGUUUGAAAUACCAAGUUACCAUAUACUAAAUUACCUUGUUUGAUCUUGGUUUUCUCCAUUAAAUACAAAAAUGUAUAGAAAAUGUAUUUUUCAGACAUACAAAUGAUUCUGAAGAGGACAAAUAUACCAUCAAUUAGUCUAUCCUGAACCUUUCUCCCUUAAAAGUCAUUCUUAAUGUAUAUUUAGAUAUUUAGUAAAAAAAAAUUAUCUUUUGUCUCAAAGAUAUUCUGAUCUGGGCUGAUUUCCUACUGUUUCCAGGUUUAAAAUAGGUGCCAGUAACUUGGAAUCGGGUGUCAAUAGUUUGGACAAGAUAUUGGCAUUAUGUCAUGAAUUGACAUGUUAGUUUUUCCAAUGACAAGAUGAUUCCUUCUCUUAGUUCUAGAAAAUCAUCCUUGAGGAAUAUUCUAUAACAUACUCAAGGGGUAAAAUUUAUUUUCCAGGGAUAAAAAGAUUACACCUUUAGCUAUUGAUCAUUGUUUACAAUAUGUACCACUUAUUUGUAAAACUCAUUUUCAUAAAUGGUUAGAAUUUUUGUUUUUAAAGAAUCUUAUUUACCCCCAAAAUAAAUUUUUGGUGUUUUUGUUUUUCACAAUUCAGUUUAUUGUACCUUUUUUCCAUUCCAAAGCACAGUAUUUUUUUCGUGUAUGGUAUAAAUGUUUAUAAACUAUAUUUUGUUAUAAAGCAUGAAUUUUUAUACUUCAGGAUGCAUUAUGUAAAAUUUACUUUACUUUAUUCGGAGUGAAUAAAGAUAGUCUUGAUUGUCAAGUACCAUUGCUACGAUAAUACACAGUCUAUAUUAUCUAUUUUCUUAAAUUUUUAAAUGGCUAGGCUGCUCUAAUCCAUUGAAAAUCUGAGUCAUCCGAUAACCUAGAGAGUUGAUUAUGGGCUUGUGAUGUUAACAAAUGUCUAAAUAACAAUUUAUAUAAUAUUUGGAGUAGGUAUAUUUAGCUCUUACAUAAUGCAUCGUUAAAUUUCACACACAAAAUAAUCGCCCUGUAUGAUCUCUUCAAUUAAAUGUUAAUAUUGGGUGAUUCGUACAGUUCUACACCCAGGAGUUCUUGCUAUCUCUGUUACUCUACGUUCAUCAAUAAAGUUCUUGGUGGAGUGAAGGGCUGAGAAACUCAAUAAGAAUGUCUAUUUUUGGAUUCAAAGCUUUUGUAUUUAUACGAUAGUGUUUCAACACAGUUUUCGACUCAUGUCAUCAGGAAUUAUGAUACAUGUUUGACCAAGCCUUUGAAAGCGGUGGAAUGGAGCAUUUUUAAAGAUCCCAGGAAAUUCUUGGGUCCGGUUUAGAGACCAGUGUACCCUUUGCACCCCCUGCACCCCCAUUUCAUAGGCCUUUACUGCUACUUUAGCUACUAAAUAAAUUUGGCACUGAAAAAGACUAAGUAAUAAGACCUAAGGAGAGGAGAGGGGGUGCAAUCGGUACAUUGCUCCAGGGCCCAUAAAGCCCUAGCACAUCAAAAUUCUCUCAGCGGCAGCCCUGCUAAAUAAUUAAUAUAGAAGUUUUCAAAUCCAUAAGUUUGUAUUACCAGAUAUAUAUAUGCCUGAAGAGUUUUAAAAAAAAACCAAAAAAAAACCUGUUGAUCCCACAAAAUGUAAAGUUUUAUGUUCAUCAUGUACAUGUAUUCAAAUUAUCAUCACUUGGUGUAUGUUAGACAUGUUAAAGAUGCAGUAUGUAAAAAUUUAGAUAGAGCCAACAAUUCUCGCUAUAAUAGUUCAAAAACAGAUAGUGAGAAAUGAAUAUAUUGAAAAUUUUGGCCAAAUUACUUUAUUCUGAGCAAAGUUAUGAGUGGUUGAAAUUUUAAGAUAUUCUCGAUUGUGUCAAGUACCAUUGCUAAGAUGUUAAACAAAUUCUCGUCUAUCCAUUUUAUCAUUAAUUAAAUUUUAAAUGGCUAGAGGAUUGGUUCUAAUCCAUUAAAUAUCUUAGCCAUCCAAUGAUCAAGAGAGUUGAUUACGGGCUUGUAAGGUGAAUAAAUGUCAAAUUAUUAUAACAUUUGAAGCAAGAAAAAAGAUUUUUAAUUGGAAGAUUUAGUUCUUACAUAAUGCAUCUUUAAAUAUUAUUAUUCCAUUCCUUUUUAACAUUUAAACAUUUUGUUUGUGAUACAAAACUAUUAAAAUUCUUGGGCCGGUUGUUCAAAACUCAGUUAUUUUAGUGAUUCGUUAAACUGUAACAGAUUAUCUUGCUAAUGUGUCAGUUGUUAACUGGCCAUUAAAUUUCUGUUGCUGGAAAGUCAAUUUCAUUAUCUGUUAGCUAAUGCACAGAUGUUAAUAUGAUAAGACUGUUUGAUCAUUGGCUGAAUUUUAAAUUCAGUAUACGUGUAUAGUCACUUCAUAGAAGUUAUGAUUAACAAGAAAAUGAAGGAAGUGGGUUAACUGUGCAGUCUGUUCACAAAACUUGAUUAAAGACAAAAAGAUAACUGUUAUAUAUCCUACAGAAAACAACAGAAUUUCUCUCUGUUGAAACUCCAUGUUAACGAAUAGUUAUACGUUAACAGAGCUUUGAACAACCGGACCCUGUGAUUAAGUUGUUAUUGUAACAUUGCAAGUUAUAUUUGUUGGAUAAUGGUUAUUAUUUAGUGGAUAACAAUGGUUAUUUGCUUUGUGUAUGUAAAUCACCCUGGUAUAUAAUAAUGUAUAUAUAAAUAAAUAAAACAUUUUGACCAAAAAAAACCCCA